Molecule: messenger RNA, 2773 nt
Organism: Megalobrama amblycephala (Wuchang bream)
Lineage: Eukaryota; Metazoa; Chordata; Actinopteri; Cypriniformes; Xenocyprididae
Exons: 6
Coding region: 896-2005 (369 amino acids)
Source: RefSeq, a predicted model, not a curated record
CUGCUUGUAUAUUAUAACUAAAACUGCUGCACUAUUUUGAAAAAUUAUACUUUGGACACAAGCUCAUUAGUUUGAGAGAACAUUUGAGAGUUAUAGAUAUCUGGUACCUAUAUAUGUACGAAUAGAGUUUUACAUUAUAAACGAUGUUUUAUGUUUUGAAAUGGACAUUUUACCCAAGUGCAACGGAUUGGAUUCAUCUCGCGAUCUCUAUUUCAUUAAAGAGAAUGCAUCCAAGUGCCAUGCAGAUUACAUCAAGGAAAAGGAUGUCACCAUCAGCUAACGAUGGAGAUGGUGAAUGCAGUGCCACCGCAAACACACCAUGUGAUCCUCCUGUAAAACAAUCAAAACUUGAGGUCCUCCCACCCGAUAAACAACCUGAUUGGUCUGCUUGAUGAUGACAUCACACAACUGGGGGUUUGCAUCAAGUUGCCUUAUAAUUUUAAGUUAAGUCAACUUUUCUUUUCUUAGUAAGACUUGUUUCUCAUCCCUAAAACUAAAAUAGGUCAAGGGUUAGGUGUGAAUUGGUCAGCCACUUUAGCACACACAGGCCUCUGUCUUAAGAAGGCUGAAAAACUGGUUCUGGUAGUAUUACAGUAGCUUUAUAUGAUAAGUUUUGCUGGUUAAAGGUCACAUCAGGCCCAGGUGUGAAUUGGUCAGUCACUUUAGCACACACAUGCCUCUGUCUUAAGAAGGCUGAAAAACUGGUUCUGGUAGUAUUACAGUAGCUUUAUAUGAUAAGUUUUGCUGGUUAAGGGUCACAUCAGGCCUCUGUGUUAAGAAUGCUCUGUCUUCAUUCAUUUUUACAUUUGUAAUCUUUGGUGUGUCAGCUUUGUCUCACAGCCAGAAAUCUGACCGUCGCAUUGUUCACUGCCUGCUGUGUGAAAAACCACAGGAAAUGCUGACGACGCACCUGAGCAGGGUCUGCAUGAAAAAUAGUACACCCGAAGAACGGCUGGAGGAGGCGAACAGGGCCAAGGAGUCCACCAAGGUGUGGACACGGGAAGCCAGAAACUGGGACUACAAGGAGAUGGUUAAAUGUUACCCCCACAGACCAUCUAGGCUGGCUCUUCUGGAAGAGCUGCGCCAAAGAAAGACUUUCGUGGCCAAUGCUCCUAACCAGGCAGACCUGGAACCCGAAGAGCCGUCCACCAGCACAGCUGUCGUUCCCACAGCCAGUGGCCUUUCUGGAGCAGCCGGGGGCAGCUCUGAAGCAGCUGGUGGUGUCUUGGUUUCAGAGGACAGCAGCUCUGAAGGCAGCACCACCGAUCCAAGUGACCGAACAUGGCAAAGAGAUCAAGCGCAGCCGAGUGCAGGUGUCCGGGUCAAAAUGAUGAACAUGGGGCUCUAUCAAAAAUUCCCUGCAGAAGAGGCCAUGUUGACAGACUUCAAUGGCUACUUGAUCAACACCCUGCAGGUCACAAACUGCCAGCAGGUGAUAGACAACGUCUCCAGGAUGCUAAGAUACAUCCAGCCAAGAGGGGAUAAAGUCACCUUAGACUUCCUGCUAAAGUCCACUGAGACCAAGGACUUCCUCACCCAACUCCGGCACACUGACAUGGGCCCAGCCACCAUACUGAACUACAUCAAGAACAUGAUCCGGUUUGUUCAGUAUCUGAAGACCCACCUCAACUUGGUUGCAGCAGAUGCUGACUUCUACAGGAAGUGCCAAGCCUACAUCGACCUCCUCACUUCCCUCGGAAAGCCAGUUUCCAAGUCGAACAGCAAGGUCACUUGUAAAAUCAGGUAUGAAUGGUUCCUUGAAGGUGAGAAGAGCCUUCAGGAGUGCCAGGCAGUCCUCCGGAAGGCCAAGAAAGACAUGCUGUCCAUUUAUGGGAGGAUGCUGGAAGGUGACCACGUGGCUUCAGAGGAAAAGACCAUUUUCCGUUACUACUGUGAAGCAAUCCUGAUCCUCGGCCACUUCCAGAGACCAGGAGCGGUGGAGAGACUAACUGUAAGUGGUUUAGACCUCAGUUUUUGUGGGGGCAUCAGCCUAAACAGAUUAUAAGAAGCACCAAACCAUAAACCAGCCAGGAGAACAUGCCUACUUCUCAUAUCUGGGGAAAGUUCAUUAAUUACUACUUGGAUUGGCCAAAUGUGAAAAGGAGAAGACUUAAAAAUAGGGACACCAUCAACAUUCCAUGUAAGUGAAAGGAUAAAUUGAUUUGGAUAAUUCAAGGGACCUACUGACUUAUACAUUUCACCAUCAUAUAUGUCUUGAACACUGUCUGGAUUGCUUUUGACUCUGGUCCAUUUGUAAUUCACUGCUGCUGUAAAUGUCGAAUCUGACAUUUUUUCUUCCAGUUGUUUUCUUAUGGACAAUUUCAUGAAAAUGUCACCAGAUUCAAUAAGAGAGCUCUUAUCCCCAGGUUCAGAACCACAUGAAUCACAAUUGGCUGGGAUUUCAUUACCAAAGUAUUGAUGACAUGUAGGGCAGAUGUACACAAUUUCAAAUGAAUUAUAAUCAAAUUCCUUUAAGAACUUGUAAAGACUAUUCGGUGCUCCAUUGGUUCCUUCUGGGCAGUGCAGGUUAAUUAGGUCUAAUAAGUCACCAAGAGCAGAUUUUGUUGUAGUGUGCCUAAGAGCAUAGCAUAAAAUAGCCAGUUGCGAUUCUUCAUUACUAAUCUUAGCAGUGGGAUAGAUCUUGUCUUGCGUUGUUUUUGGGUUCUCUCUAUCGUAAUUCUGUGUGUUGUCAUAUGCUUCAGCAUCCAUCUGCAAGAAAGUCAGAAAUGUAUCCAUUUAAACAUGACAACUUAUUUUGUACACAUACACUACA